This is a messenger RNA of Mollisia scopiformis, 969 nucleotides long. RefSeq lists its product as uncharacterized. The transcript has 3 exons. The record is from RefSeq and is a predicted model, not a curated record. Bases 1 to 969 code for a protein of 322 amino acids. NCBI's taxonomy places the organism in Eukaryota, Fungi, Ascomycota, Leotiomycetes, Helotiales, Mollisiaceae.
AUGGCUCGACCUGUGGAUAUUGGCUAUGAGAUGCCGGAACGAUAUGGAGGCAAGGAAGUGGCGUGGAAAGAGGAAGGCGUCAUACCUCUGGCCGGCAACAAUAACACAUGGGUUCCUCCUACCGUACAAGAAAGGAGGGUGUGCGGGGUAGUCCGAUGGGCGUUCUGGGCUGUAUUUUCGUGUAUAUGUUUCUUGAUUAUAGGAGGUGCUAUAAGAGGGGUCAUUGCUGGGGUUAGUUCAUCAAAAAAGUCUUCGAGCAGUGAUUCAGCUUCGGGCUCCGCUAUCUCGGGCCUAGCUGCCACAACAUCUUACUCAACCUCAGUGAGCUCUUCUACCAGCACAUCGACCCUCAGUAACGGCGAUGUGAUCCUGAUCACUUCAGUAUACACUGCAAUACAGACUAUCAAGCCUCAAACGACUACGAGCUUACAGGCUACGUCAACGACAAAAAUUUCUACUACAUCUUCUGCAUCGACUUCUGCAAAUGCAGCUACUUCGUCCCAAAAUGCCACUUCCGUCACCACGACAUUUUCUCCAGGAUCGGUGACCUCAAUGAGUACAGCAGCAGCAGCCUCGAAAUCUACACAAUCUUCUUCGACAGAUAUAUAUCCACUCGAUUGCCCGGCUAUAAACGGAAACACAGUUUCAACAACAGCUGGCACCGAAUCCUCAAGCUACACAAUCUCCUGCAACACAGACUACACCUCCCCUUCCAUCAGCACCGUAACCGCGACCUCGAUACUCGAAUGCUUCAACGCCUGCGCCCAAUACACGAACCUACAAACGACCACCUGCCGCGCCGCAACCUUCAACGCCAAGCUAGCGACGGGCAACUGUUUUCUGCGCAGCGAUGUCACCUCGUCGUUUUCUACUGGGAGCGAUAACUCGGUUGCUGUGGCGGUCUUGGUGCAGGGUGGUGUUUCGAAGGGACGAAAAAGGUGGUUUCAUGGCGUUGUUUCUGCUGAGUGA